ACAAUAAUGACUCUUCCUAAUUUAUCAUUAAUCUGUUUGAGACAUUUGAAUUGUAGAUGUUUAUUUAACAGUAUAAUGACUCUCCUGCUCUUACUUGAGCCAACACUAAAGAAAACAUGCCUACCCCAUAUCUGCCCCAAUUUUUCAGCUUCUUGCGGGGAAAAAUGUGUUUCUUGAAGAAACACUAUAUCAUAUUUCUUGCGCUUAAGAACAGGAAUAACCUUCCUUCUUUUUAUGGGGUGCCCCAACCCAUUUACAUUCCAUGUGGAGAGAGAUAACCCAUUCACAUUAACAUUUGACAUAUUGAUAUAAUAAAAUUUUUUUUAAAAAUUAGUGUGUCAAAAACAAAAUUAUACAGACCACAUUCCCCAAUAAUGCAACAAUCAAACCCCGAACUUCCCCGUAACAAAACAAACAGAAAAAAAAAACGUGCGCAUUAACCCCACGCACGACAGUGCCAACCGGCGACAAUCCCUCUAAAUUCAAAGAGUCCAUGUACGCCUACGAGAGCCCCCGCGACAACUUUGCCAUUGGAUUGCUCGAGUCCGGUGCUUCUGCACAAAUUUUGUGAGGCACAAUUACAAUAACAGGAAAUACUUUGUAAAACAUACCCCAGCCAACAGGCAGAAUAACAGAAAAAACACGUAGAUUCUUUCACAGAACUGUGUCGAAGGUGUGUUCCUCCACAAAACAAGCUCCAGCCGUUAGGCAGAGCCAGCGCGAAAAACAAAACCGGCAUCCCGGUUCCUCGGAUGAUCAAGAGCCAAACUAACCUGGAGGCCGUGCGCAAAAAAAAAAAAAAAUAAAUAAAAAUAAAAAAACACCAUAACUUACUCAGCCUGUCAGCUUUAUAAAAGAUGUCCUUUAUGUGAGCAUAUAGAUAUUUUGUGGUCAUCCAAAGUGUCCAUUCUCGAUCUGGCCAGAAACUUCAGUAUAACAAAAAAUCUUCCGUCAAUGCAAACGUUUCUUGGAGUCAUGCCAUAAAACAAACUCCAGCCGCUAGGCGGAGUCAACACAAAAAGAAACAAAAAUGGCACCCAGCUUCCUCAGAUAAUAGAGUUCCUGAACCGUGAGUCAGUCCAAUAAUAUAAGAAACAUCAAAUGGCUUACUCCAAUGUAUUUAUAAAGGAGAGUGCCUGUUUUGGACAAGUAAAUACUUUGCGACCAUUCUUCGUUUCUAUUCUCAGUUUGGCCGGGAACAUCAGAGCAAACGAGAUCUUUUUCUGAUGUAAGAGUUUCUUGCAUUCUUUGAACCGAUCGCGUUUCUCUCUUGUGGAAUUCGCAAAGUCUGGGAACAAGAAAAUAUUAUGGUUCUUCCAAGAAAGCUUCCCUUUGCUCCUCGCCUGGCGCAACACGAGAUUUUUAUCGGAUGAUUUCAGAAAUUUGGCCAGAAUGCAUCGAGGUCUAUCUCCCUCAGCAGUUCUGUGAGCCGGGACUCUGUUAUGUCGAGCAGAUUCGGGAAAAGCUUGUCUAGGAAUUUCACCAUAUCUCUGCCCUCUUCAUGCUCAGGAAUUCCAACAAUUCGUAUGUUAUUCCUUCGGCUCAUAUUUUCGGAAUAUUCCAGUUUUUCCGAAAUUAAUUCCAAAUCUGUUUUGGACACGGGCGGAUUAGCGGUUAAUUCCCUUUCCGAUGACUCAAGAUAAUCGAUUCGUUUUUCAACUUCUGUCACUCUUGUAAACAACUCGGAGAUUUUUGUUUCCAUCGCCGUAAUCGAUCGACAUAUUACAGCGAGAUCCUCCAAGUCAGCAAGACCCUUCGUCAGCAUCACCGACAUGUUGGACAACAGACGCUGAAUAUCUUCUCCCGACGUACAGCCCAAAUCGUGUCUCCGGUCCGCAGUCCCGUCAGAGGCCUCAGCUUGAACACGCUCGCAUGGAGCGCAUGGAGGCCUUUCUGAAGAAGGGCGAGGAGAUCGAGAAGAGCCUGACAGAGAGCAAGAAGAAGCUGGCAGAAGUGCAGCGACGAGUGCAGGAGUUGAGCGUGGCAUCCACAGACGAGAGUAAAGCAGAGCUGAGUAAAGCUCAAGCAGAAGAGAAACGGCUGAAGAAAGAGGAGAGAUCCUGGGAGAAGAAGAUGGAGGAGCACCGCACGGAGGAGAAGAAGAUGCCCUGGAACGUGGACACACUCAGUAAAGAGGGCUUCAGUAAGAGUGUCGUCAAUGUAAAGCCGGAGAAAAAGGAGGAGACGGAGGAAGAGAAAGAAGAGAAACACAAGACCUACGUGGAGAAAUACGAGAAACAGAUCAAACACUUUGGGAUGUUGCGGCGCUGGGAUGACUCUCAGAAAUAUCUGUCUGAUAAUCCUCACCUGGUGUGUGAGGAAACUGCUAAUUACCUGGUUAUCAUGUGCAUCGACCUGGAGGUGGAGGAGAAACACGCUCUGAUGGAGCAGGUGGCGCAUCAAACCAUCGUCAUGCAGUUCAUUCUUGAACUGGCUAAGAGUCUGCAGGUGGAUCCACGCGGCUGCUUCCGGCAGUUCUUCACAAAGAUCAAGACUGCAGAUCAGCAGUAUCAGGACGCAUUUAAUGAUGAAUUGGAGUCAUUUAAGGAGCGUGUUCGCGGCCGAGCGAAGAUUCGGAUUGAGAAAGCAAUGAAAGAAUAUGAGGAAGAGGAGCGGCAGAAGCGUUUGGGUCCCGGCGGUCUUGAUCCGGUGGAGGUGUACGAAACCCUGCCUGAGGAGAUGCAAAAAUGCUUCGAUGAGAAACACAUUCAGAUGCUGCAGGACACUAUCAGCAAAAUGGAUCCCACGGAGGCCAAAUACCACAUGAAGCGCUGCAUUGACUCAGGCUUGUGGGUGCCAAAUUCUCAAGGAGCAAACGAAGAGGCAGAAAAAGACGCAGACGAGCUGCAGUAUGAAGAGGUGCGGAAACAAGAUCAGUGACUGUCACUGGAACAUCAUCAAAGCAGACUUAACAAGACAACAGAGCUUGACCGCUGACCCCAGCGCUCUGUCAGUCACACUAUUAUACAUAAAGUCCAUGUGAUUCAUGGCAGACCCACUGUGCUGAUAGGUCACCCUGAGUGAUGCCCAUCUCUCCUUGAUACUUUUAUGAUUUUAUUUAUCAGUGUUUGUUCUGCUCUCAUUAGCAGUCAUCUUGAACUGCAGCUGUCACUCCAUUAAUCAGAAUCUUAAAUUAAUUAACAGGAUUAUCAUCAUGGAAUGAGCUGAUAGAUUGUAUUAUGUGGUUUGAUUGGAUGUUUCUUACAGAUUUUUUUUUUUUUGCAUCAGUGUAAGCUCUGUAGUAUUACACGUUAAGAAAUUAAUCAUCAAAAUGAAUAUUAAGUAGUUAACUGCUCUUGAUAAAAUAAAAACUUGCAGAACUUUCAA
Molecule: messenger RNA, 3327 nt
Organism: Myxocyprinus asiaticus (Chinese sucker)
Lineage: Eukaryota; Metazoa; Chordata; Actinopteri; Cypriniformes; Catostomidae
Product: hsp90 co-chaperone Cdc37-like
Exons: 8
Coding region: 1873-2880 (335 amino acids)
Biological process (GO): protein stabilization; protein folding
Cellular component (GO): cytoplasm
Molecular function (GO): protein kinase binding; heat shock protein binding; protein-folding chaperone binding
Source: RefSeq, a predicted model, not a curated record